Messenger RNA from Eublepharis macularius, 795 nucleotides. RefSeq names its product serotriflin-like. The record is from RefSeq and is a predicted model, not a curated record. The transcript is spliced from 7 exons. Gene Ontology annotation, cellular component: extracellular region. NCBI's taxonomy places the organism in Eukaryota, Metazoa, Chordata, Lepidosauria, Squamata, Eublepharidae. Bases 1 to 795 code for a protein of 264 amino acids.
AUGCUUCUUCUGACCAUAGUCCUACUCUUGACUGCUGUUCUGGACCAAUCUCUAGGAGAGGAGGAGGCAGAGGAGCUGAAGGCGAAGAGGGAGGAGGAUGAAGAGGAAGAUGAGAAUGAGGAGGGAGAGGAAGACGAUAAAAUAAUUGGGAGUGGAGUCCCUCUAAAGGCACAAAUGAUAAUUGUUCACAAACACAAUGAAAUCAGGCGUAUGGUUAAACCUCCUGCCUCCAAUAUGCUGAAAAUGCAAUGGAACGAGACAAUUGGCGAGAACGCUCUCAGAUGGGCUGAACGAUGUAUUCUAUCAAACAGUCCAAAAGAAAGUCGAAAGCUGGGUGACAUGGAAUGUGGUGAGACGAUAUAUCAGGCAAAUCAUGUCACCCAGUGGACAGAUGUUAUCGACUUCUGGAAGGGUGGAAAGAAGGAUUUCAUGUAUGGUGUUGGGGCUAAAGACCCAAGAAGAAACAUAUUUGGCUACACUCAGCUUAUUUGGUAUAACUCGUACAUAGUUGGAUGUGCAGCUGCUUAUUGCCCAGAUAUUACUUUCCCUUUCGUAUACAUAUGCCAGUACUGCCCAGGGGGGAACCUAAUGAGCCAAAUUCCAACACCCUACAAAAAAGGCCCAUCCUGUGCAGACUGCCCUAAAAACUGUGAGGAUAAACUCUGCACCAAUCCCUGCAAGUACAAGGAUACUAUUCUGAACUGCAAUGAGUUGAAAAGUAUCUUCUCUUGUAAAAAAAGACUGUUGGUCAAUGGCUGCCAAGCCACCUGUAGAUGCAAAACCGAGAUUGUAUAA